Molecule: messenger RNA, 1011 nt
Organism: Lycium ferocissimum
Lineage: Eukaryota; Viridiplantae; Streptophyta; Magnoliopsida; Solanales; Solanaceae
Product: protein trichome birefringence-like 19
Exons: 3
Coding region: 223-1011 (262 amino acids)
Cellular component (GO): Golgi apparatus
Molecular function (GO): O-acetyltransferase activity
Source: RefSeq, a predicted model, not a curated record
CAUCAGAUGCCUGUAAAGGGGGAAUAUAGAGCACUUAAUAAUGGUGUAGUACCAAGAAAAAAAUAGGAUUAUAGUGUGAUUAUCACAAGAGUCUCAACAUACAUGUACAAACCGGUACCCCUAAUUACAUGCACUAUGUACUUUUAACCAGCGUAUUGUUUUGCUCCUUUUCUCCCAUCUCUACUUUCCUUUUCAACCUUCCAUUAAAGAAAGCUCCAAGAAAUGGAGCUUCCCUUUGGGAAAUACUCCACUUCAGCUCAAAGAUUUGUACUUUUAGUUUUAGCAGUUGCAGUUCUUGGUCUUAUCCCUCUUUACCACCCAUUUAAUUUUUACCCAGCAGAUUUAGUAACCCGAAAUCCAUCUGAAAUUUCACCCACAUACCAUGCUGAAGAGCAGAACAUAGACAUUAAAGAACCAGAAAAAUGUGAUAUUUUCAGUGGAAAAUGGGUUUGGAAUCCGGAUGCUCCAUAUUAUACAAAUAUGACAUGUACUGAAAUCCAUGAGCAUCAAAAUUGUAUGAAGUAUGGAAGACCAGAUAGUGAUUAUUUGAAGUGGAGAUGGAAGCCUAAUGGGUGUGAACUGCCCAUUUUCAACCCGUUUCAGUUUCUUGAGGUGGUAAGAAACAAGUCUUUGGCAGUUGUGGGUGACUCAGUUGCUAGAAAUCAAAUGCAGUCAUUGAUAUGCCUCUUGUCCCGGGUGGAAUAUCCUGUUGAUAUUUCUGACAAUCCAGAUCAAUCUUUCAAAAAGUAUAAAUACGCAACUUACAACUUCACUCUAGCAAUGUAUUGGUCACCAUUUUUGGUUUCAACGAAAGAAGCAGAUGCAGAUGGUCCAUGCCAUACUGGACUCUACAACCUUUACCUAGAUGAAGCAGAUGAGAAAUGGACCACCCAAAUUGAGGGGUAUGACUAUGUCAUCUUAAACGCAGGCCAUUGGUUUGCCAUUUGCAGUUGUAUCUUCGAGAACAACCAACGAGUUUUUGCCAACUUGACUGCCAAAUAUUGCUUGUGA